GUGACCUCGCCUCUGAUAGGAAAUACAUGAGAUAACAAGCCAGAGUCAAACAAUUCGAAAUUAUAAUUUUUAUUAAACACUUCAUUACUAACAUGUUUCUGGUCCAGCCAACAUUAGAACAACAAACAUUAUUUCGAAAUGCCCUAGAUGAAAAUUCGCACAAUAUUCAAAGCGAAAUCGAAAUUCUGAAAAAGUGGUUAAAGGAACAACCUCAUCUUCCCGACACCUGGGAUGAACAUUGUUUACUACAUUUUCUCAAGGGAUGUAAAUUCUCAGUGGAAACAUCCAAGAAAAAAUUGGAAAAUUACUUCAUUUUUAGAGCUACGUUGCCGGAAUUUUUUUCCAACAGGGAUGUCAGAAACCCAGAAAUAAAAGAAGUCCUCAAAGUUAUGCAAUCAGCAGUCUUGCCAGAGUUAACUCCUGAUGGCAAACGAAUAUCAAUAGCAAGGGCUGUAAAAUAUGAUUUCGAAACUCCAAACAUAGCUGACAUGAUAAAACUUACUUUCAUGGUAGGUGACCUUAGAUUAAAAUUAGAGGAAACUGGGGUUUUCGAUGUCUACAUUGCUGAUUUUAAUUUUCCUUUGGCGAAGCAUUUUUAUAAGAUAAAUCCGUUGGUUUUGAAAAAGAUGUUCAUGUGUGUUCAAGAAGCAUAUCCUGUAUUAAUCAAGGAAGUUCACCUAGUCAACGCUCCUCCUUUUAUUGAAUUUGUUAUGACAAUAGUAAAACCAUUUUUGUCACCUGCUCUCAGUGAAGUUAUUCAUGUUCAUACUUCCAUUGAAACGUUAUACGAUUUUAUUCCAAAGAAUAUACUGCCAGAGGAAUAUGGUGGAAAUGCUGGAAAGAUGUCAGAUUUACAGGACAAGUGGCUUAGAACUCUUGAAGAACAUAGUUCUUGGUUUGAAAAAGAGGACAACAUUAAGGCUGAUUUGUCAAUAAAGACAUUGAAAAACGGUUCACGUGGGGAUUGUAGGGAGCUAGAAGGCAGCUUUAGGAAAUUAUGUGUAGAUUAAAUGAAACAUUUUUAUCUUAUUUGUAUCAGUUUCUUAACAUCAACACUAUGUUUAAAAAUAUUUUGUUCGGAAUCAUUUAAUUGUUGUAGUUCAUGGUCAUGAAACGAUGUACACUAAAAACAUCAAAACAGGUUUGUUCAUUUAAAGUAUUUACUUUUUGUAAAUUGAUAUUUGUGUGUAUAUGGAAAUAACUUUUUUACUUUUGUAUAGAAAAUAAGAGCCCUCGGUUUUGUUUCACUAUAAUGUUAACUCAAAUUUUAUAACGGAAAGGUAAUUAAAAUUUUAUAUUUUAGGUCAUUUCCCUCUAGUGUUCGAAUUUCUUGUUUCUUCUAGUGAAACACCAACGUUGGACAUCUUCUAUAAAAAUUAAUGACAUACAAUUCAAUUCGUCACUAAUCUAAAAUUUUUCGAGUUUUAGUAGUUUUAAAAUUAUUAGCAAAUGUCAUUCGCCACAAUUUUCUUAAUUAGAUAACCCUAAUUCCAAAUUAAGCAGUGCGUGCUGUUAUGUAUGCAAAUAAAAAAAAAUAAUUAAUUAAAAAAAGCUAGUUGAUUUUUCUCCAUCAAAGUGUUAGCACGUGUAUUCAACAAUGUCCUUUGAAUUAUUAAAUUCUUACUUAAAGGUAGGCAAGUAUCUCUCAAUUACGCCCACUUCCAUUGAAACCGACAAAAUCUCAAAAUUUCGCCAAGUUCAUCAAGUGCUUAUGAUUCUAUUUAUCAUUACUUGUGUCAUGAUAUCAGUAUAUCUUCGAAAUUUCUAUUUGGAAUACAAUCUUGCAAAAGUAACAGUGUGUCUUCUUACCGACAUUGUAUUGUGCGUUUUUUGCUGUCGAGUAAUUGUUGAAGCAUCUAAAGUAUUAGAGUGGGCCGAAUUAAUCAAUGGUUUAAAAAAUACAUCUUAUUUAUUAGAAGAGAACAACAAGGGCAAAGAAAAACGAAUACAGUGGAAGUUUGUUCUACCACAAGUUUUUUUCUGUAUUAACGCAAUUUAUAUAACCCAUU
This is a messenger RNA of Zophobas morio, 2009 nucleotides long. Its product is annotated as alpha-tocopherol transfer protein-like. Gene Ontology annotation, cellular component: membrane. The coding region runs from base 93 to 1010 and encodes 305 amino acids. Lineage: Eukaryota; Metazoa; Arthropoda; Insecta; Coleoptera; Tenebrionidae. The transcript has 3 exons. The record is from RefSeq and is a predicted model, not a curated record. Gene Ontology annotation, molecular function: phosphatidylinositol bisphosphate binding.